UUAUUAAAACAUAAUACUCCCAUAAAGUACAGUUCAGCCACGUGUCAACGUCCUAUUGGACAACACACUAACCAGCCCUGAACUCCAAUGACCCGUGGCGUCGUCAUUAUGACGUAUCAAUGAGACUUACUUUCAAUCGGUGGUUUUAGUCAUUUUACUAAAAAAAAAGAAUUUUUUCGAUCUCCGACCAAAAAAAAGUGCCAUUUUUUUGCACUACAAUUAAAGAAAAUAAGAAAAGACCCCGCUAAAACCACCCAAACCCCCUAAAAUGAGUCUUGAAUGCACGGAAAGCUCCUUGGAAGGGAUUAAACGAGCGAAGAAGGACCCAGUAUUGGUACAGGAUGACAGAGUGUUGCAGAAUUUAUUAAAACAAGAAGAAAAGUAUUUGCCAAGGACUACAUACUUCGAGUGCGUUCAGAGAGAUGUCAAGCCAUACAUGAGGAAGGUCGUGGCAACGUGGAUGCUUGAGGUAUGCGAGGAACAGCGUUGCGAAGACGAUGUGUUCCCCUUGUCUAUGAAUUACUUGGAUCGUUUCCUUGGCAUGCGAGCUAUCAGCCGAACUCAGCUUCAACUUUUGGGCGCUUCCUGCAUGCUGAUUGCAUCUAAAGUGAAAGAAACGAUUCCUCUUACCGCCCAGAAACUUGUGAUUUACACCGACCAUUCCAUAACACAUCAAGAACUCCUGGAUUUCGAACUACUCGUCCUGUUUUAUCUAAAAUGGGAUGUUUUGUCUGUGACGGCUAUCGACUUCGUAGACCAGAUCCUACAUAGACUGGACAUCGGUGUCGAAAACACAAGGGUUGCAAGGAAACAUGCUAAUACUUUCAUCCAUCUGUGCUAUACCGAUCACAAGUUCUCCAUGUACACUCCCUCAAUGAUCGCAGCCGGCACCGUUGGCGCAGCAGUUUGCGGUCUUCCUACCGAGUACAAUACUAUCUGGUCAUCAAGGCAAAGGCUGAUUGGAAGACUCUAUGAAAUCACAAACGUUGAUAUUGAACUCCUGCGAGAAUGCCUUGAACAAGUCGAAAAUAUUUUACGAAACAACCUGCUUCAUGUGACGUCAUCUGGAGAUAAUGAGUCUGAUAUGACGUCAUCGUCAAGUAACGUCACAACCAACAAUAACGGUUCUUUAAACAAGUAUGACGUCGCAACAGGCGGUUACGUCAGAGUAACGGAUGACGGAGAAAGGGGCGAUGGCAAUACACCGACGGACGUUUGUGACGUCAUGUUUUAAUUAAAUAAUUAACAACGCCCGCCAUGUUACGUCAUAGGUGACAUCACAAUAUGGUAUGGCGGCACGGGAUAUCAGGUGGGCAAUCGGAACGAUUUGCUUGAAUAGUCGUCACUUCAUGAGUUAGAAAUAAGAGACUUUGUGAUCAUCAUGAUUUUAUAUUAAGACUAUUAUGACGCCAUCAUGAGUUAAUAAUAAGAAACUAUUAUGACGUCAUCAUGAUUUUAGAUUAAGACUAUUAUGACGCCAUCAUGUGAUCAUUUUCAAGAACAAGCAGUUUAUUUUUUCUAGAACAAACCAAUGUUGGAUUUUUAUAUUUGUAGCUUUUAUUAAAGAUUCAGAAUAAUUUGUAGAACUUGUGUUGCCAAUCUCAUUCGUCGCUGCCUUAAUUGUAAAAUUACCUUGCAUUUCAUGUUAUUACUAAAAAUGCAAGGUAAAUUUAAUACUUUUGUUUAACUGCCAUUUUUUAUUGAAAUGUGUUGUCAUAAUUGCCUUCUGUCACGGACCACUGCCUUCGUGCAAUUUCUCACCUUUUUUAUCUCGUUUUUAUUUCACUGCCUACGUCACAAUACCACUGAUUUUCCCGCGCAAAAUUCAAAAUACACCCAAACUGCCAACAUGUGUUCGCCAUAGACGGCCCAGGAUAAAACGGGCAUUUCUAUCCUGUUUAUCUACGGGUAUCGCAUGGUCAUUUCAAAAAUCAAAAUAUCGCUUUUGGGCAUUUUUCAGCCAGAAAACAGCUUUUACACAAUUUACUCGUUUGAACUAUGAUUUUUAUCUCAAAAUAAACAAUUUGUAGGAAAAACACAACUUUUUUCUUUUUUUUUCUUAGGAAUUUCGUUUUUUCGUGAAUUUCUAAACCAAGUAACGAAUCUGUACAUAAAAUGAUCUUUUCUCUUUACACGACUGAGUUCUAUAAAUUAACGAAUGUUUUGGGAAGAAUUAGUUUUUUGAUCAGGACGUAACAAUGGUUUGAGAACGCGUUUGUGACGACAGAAAACUAUAUAUGGAGAAAGAGAAUUAAUGAACUUUUAUAUUUUUGGGGAUUUCCCGACAUCGUGGAAAUUCCCCUAAAUGUAGGGAGAUCCCCGUUUUAAGUAGAAUGUUAGAGUAUGGUAAUUUUUAUCGAAAAUGUUGUUUUUUUCUCAAUUUCUUACCUUUUCGUGUUUUUAACUGUUUUUAUUCAGAAAAAAAAUUGUUCGAAAAAAAUUUCGUUUUUUUUCUUUGUUCAUUGUUGCGUAGUUCAAUGUUAUUGUUUUCUUUGAUUCUUUUGUCAUAAUCUACCGAAUCAUCAUAACAACGAUUAGCAUUAUUUCGUAACAAUUCUUUUGUGGCCUUUUUAUCCUUUUUUCCAACUUUUCACUCCCCAGCUAUUAAAAUCUUAUCUAAUCAAUGCAAGGUGGGUUUUUCGGGCUCCGACCCCCCAAUAUAAUUAGUUAUGUCGCAAUGCUGCUAAAAAACAUAAUUUUUAACCCAAAAUCGCUGGAUUUUAUUUGUAUCUUACCCCAAAAUGCAGAUAAAUUUUACCGAUUUUAUUAAACA
Molecule: messenger RNA, 2773 nt
Organism: Styela clava
Lineage: Eukaryota; Metazoa; Chordata; Ascidiacea; Stolidobranchia; Styelidae
Product: G1/S-specific cyclin-D2-like
Source: RefSeq, a predicted model, not a curated record